Asparagus officinalis (garden asparagus) is the source of this 3473-nucleotide messenger RNA. RefSeq names its product protein NRDE2 homolog. Gene Ontology annotation, cellular component: catalytic step 2 spliceosome. Gene Ontology annotation, biological process: RNA processing; regulatory ncRNA-mediated post-transcriptional gene silencing; negative regulation of RNA catabolic process. The coding region runs from base 90 to 3380 and encodes 1096 amino acids. NCBI's taxonomy places the organism in Eukaryota, Viridiplantae, Streptophyta, Magnoliopsida, Asparagales, Asparagaceae. The record is from RefSeq and is a predicted model, not a curated record. The transcript has 11 exons. Gene Ontology annotation, molecular function: protein binding.
UGGAGAUUAAAAGGGCGUAGGCAUUCUUUUCUUAUAAGUAGUAUAGUCAUACAUUGAUUCGGGGGCUCCGACACGAAUCUAGGUGCCUCAUGGAGCCCUCCCGAAUUUCACCCGCAAAUUCCUCCUCUCUCUUCCCUCUCACAUCAAAUCCAAACCCUAACACGUCCUCAACUUCCAAUACUAAUCCCCAAUGGCUAUCCAACCCUAGCUACACCCUCGAGCUCUCCUCUCUCCCCUCCGCUUCCGCCGCGGUGCCGCCCCUGUACUAUUCCUCCGACGACGAGCCAUUCACUCGUCCGGAUCCGCCGUCCUACGACCUGGUGGGGUCCGCACCGUCGGAUUCGGACUCCGACGGCGAUCGGCGGAGCUUGAAGCGGAAGGAGAAGAAGAGGAGGAAGAAGAAGCGGAGAAGGGAGAGUGAGAAGGAGGGUUCAGAGCGAGAAGCUUUUAGAAAGCCCGGGGUUCUAGAUUGGGCGGGGUCCGAGACCAAGCUAGCCAAGGGCUAUCACUUUGAUGUUCAUGGGGAUCAGGAUAAUUUGGUCUACGGCAGUCUUUACAGAAUGGAUGUCCCGCGAUACAGACUACACAGUCAGUCAGACAUGCCUGUAAUUAACUUUCAACUUUUUCGUCGGAGACCUUCAAAUUUGAGCAUGGACAUAGACGGAGAUGUUGAUAUUAUUGACAGCAAACUGAAAACAGCUGGCCGCUACUGUUCAGUAAACUAUUCGACACUGGAAAGACACAAGGGUCUGAAACAUGUGAAAAUUGUCAACAAGAUGUCUUCACUUGUCCCUGGAGAAUAUAUCCCUCUGAUUGAGUUGCAUUCUCCCCCCGAGAACGGGAGUAACUUGUCAUCAACAAAAGGGGAUAUUGAGGAAUCAUGGGAAGAUGAAGUGUUUCGAAGGACGAGAGAGUUAAACAAAAUGUCGAGAGAUUUUCCGCAUGAUGAAAAGGUUUGGCUAGCUUUUGCUGAGUUUCAGGAUAAACUCGCAAGUACUCAACUACAGAAAGCAGCACGGCUGCAAACACUUGAAAAGAAGAUAAGUAUACUGGAGAAGGCUGUUGAUAUAAAUCCAGAUAGUGAAGAAUUGUUACUUUGUCUUAUGAAGUCUUAUCGAGAAAGGGAUAGCAGAGAUGUACUCAUGGAACGAUGGAAGAAAGUACUCAUGCUUCAUUCUGAUAAUGUUACUUUGUGGAAGGAGUUCUUGAUAAUUUGCCAGGGGGAGUUUUCACAAUUUAAAGUUUCUGAUAUAAGAAGAACAUAUGCUCAUGCUAUCCAGGCUCUCUCUUCGGCCUGUGACAAGCUUUGUAGGCAGGGUUGGUCAAAGGAUCCUUCUCUAGUUCAACUAGAACUUGGGCUGGUAGAUAUGUUCAUCAACCUUUGCAGAUUUGAGUGGCAAACUGGUUACCAAGAGUUAGCUACUGGGUUAUUCCAGGCAGAAAUUGAGUACAGCUUAUUUUGUCCAUCUAUGCUUCUUAGUGCAGAGAGUAAGCGAAGGCUCUUUGAGCACUUCUGGAGUCAUGGUGGUGCUAGACUUGGAGAGGAUGGAGCACUUGGGUGGUCAAUAUGGCUGACAAAUGAGCAGCAGCAGAAAACUCUUUCUGGUGAAUUCCCACAUGAAACUGAGAUAGGGGGCUGGACUGGUUGGUCAGAUCCUCCUUCGAAGAAGAUUGCUUUUGCAGGAAGACCAGAACAAUCAGAAGAACAUGCUAUGGACAAUGAAAACACUGAUGAGAAACUUGACGAUGAAGAUGUUCCUUUGAAUGACGAUGUUGAAUCAUUACUAAAGAGGCUUGGAGUAAAUGUAGAUGCUGAACCACAUAACGAGAUUAAAGAUGCGAAAACUUGGAAUAGGUGGGCAGAGGAGGAACUAUCUCGGGAUGCUGAUCAAUGGAUGCCUGUCCACAACCAUUCUGGAAAUCAUGGAAAUUUCUCACCAGCUUAUGCCAAGGAGAAUCAGGAUAUUGAGGACAAUGAACAACUUUCAAGGGUCAUCUUGUUUGAGGAAGUAAAUGAUUAUUUGUUUUCCUUGCACUCAGAGGAGGCCCGAUUCUCUUUAGUGUCUCAAUUCAUUGAUUUUUAUGGUGGCAAGAUUAAUCGAUGGACAUGUACUAACAAUUCAAGUUGGAUUGAGAAGCUUCUUAGCCUUGAGACCAUCCCGAAUAGCAUAUCAGAAGAUCUGAGAGUUGUAUUUGAAGUGGUAAAUAGGGCACAAAGUUCUCCUAUCAAUCCCAAUCUGGAACUCCUCCUGGGCAGUACACACAAGUUGUUAAAUAAUAAUAUGAUGAAGUUCCUUCGGAAUGCAAUCUUGCUUCUUCUUAAUGUCUUUCCUCGAAAUCAUAUUUUACAAGAAUCUCUGCUGGCUAUUGAAGAUCUUUUUAUGAACAAAAUAAAGUCUUCUACUUGUGCAGUUAACCCAUCACGUUGUCUAGCCAAAAACUUGUUAAAAAAUGAUCGUCAGGAUUUGCUACUUUGCGGAGUAUAUGCACGAAAUGAGGCCAAUUAUGGAAAUAUUGAUAUUGCGAGAAAGAUUUAUGACAUGGCAAUAUCUUCCACUGAUGGACUUCCUCCAGAUCUGAUGGAAUACGUUCCUCUUCUUUACUUCUGGUAUGCUGAAAUGGAGAUGGAAAUUUGUAGGUCUGCUAGCAACUCUGAUUCGCCGCAGCGUGCAGUUCACAUAUUAUGCUGCUUAGGUGGUAAUAUAAAAUACACUCCUUUCAAGUCUCGACCAUCAGGUUUGCAAAUUCUAAGAGCGCGGCAAGGAUUCAAAGAACAAAUUAAAGUCUUGCAAUCUGCAUGGGCUCUUGGUGAUAUAAAAGAAUAUUCUGUUGUCUUGAUUUGCGCUGCUUCUUUGUUUGAGGCCUUAGUUACUGGUUUGGCUUCUGGUAUUGAAGUUAUAGAAGAAGCUUUUUCCAUGACACUUCCAGAAAGAAGAACUUGGAGUUUGCAACUUGAGACUUUGUGGAUCUAUUACAUUGGAAUACUUCAGAAACAUCUUAAGGAACUAAGUUUCACAAAAGUGUGGGAGAGCAUCGCAAAAGGGUUGCGAUUAUAUCCGUACAAUCCGAAGAGCUUUACCUCUGUGGUUGAAGUAAGCUCUCUUUAUAUUGUCCCUCACAAAGUGCGAAUGCUACUAGAUGAGUGCUUCCAAAGAAAACCGUCUCUGGUCUUGUGCCUUUUUGCCUUGCUGUUUGAAUUGAGUAAAAAUGGAUCUUCACAUAGAAUACGCGGAUUAUUUGAGAAAGCAUUAGCAAACGAUCAACUCCAAAAGUCGGUACUACUAUGGCGCUUCUAUCUUGCUUAUGAGGCAGACCUAGCACAUAAUCCCUCUGCAACAAGAAGAAUUUUCUUUCGAGCCGUUCAUGCCUGCCCAUGGUAAGCUCCUGACAAUUUUAACAUAGAUUUUGAUUUAACAUGUGAUUUCAUAAGAUUCGUGUGUGCAUUUUUGUUCUCGUGACUGUCUCUCAGUAAA